Aspergillus japonicus CBS 114.51 is the source of this 1026-nucleotide messenger RNA. RefSeq lists its product as uncharacterized. Gene Ontology annotation, biological process: regulation of DNA-templated transcription. Lineage: Eukaryota; Fungi; Ascomycota; Eurotiomycetes; Eurotiales; Aspergillaceae. Gene Ontology annotation, molecular function: DNA-binding transcription factor activity, RNA polymerase II-specific; transcription cis-regulatory region binding. The record is from RefSeq and is a predicted model, not a curated record. The transcript is spliced from 3 exons. The annotation marks the transcript as partial. Gene Ontology annotation, cellular component: nucleus.
AUGCUCUCCAGCUGUCAGCGCCUCAACAAAGAAUGUCGCCCCUCCGCGUUCCAGCGCCGGCAGAAUCUCCGCAAGUCCACCGCCACGAAGAGCGGCCGCCUGGAAAAGAAGCUGGAUGAUGUGGUCGCGCUGCUUCGUGCCCGGGCCGCGCAUGCGUCGGGUAGCGGUGCGGCCGCAGACGAAUACGCCGACUUGAUCGAGGAGCAGUUGAACGCAACGACGCCGGCAAGGCCCCGACCACGGACACGGACUCCGCGCAAUGUCGCGCGGAGGAGAUCCGAAGUUGAAUCCCAAUAUGCCAGCAAUGCGCGGGCCCGGUUGCAGUCCACCGAGCCGAUCGAGCAGACAUCGAGUGGUGGUCUCGGCUCAGCGGCUCCCUCGCCAGAAGACGCUGCCCUCGAGCUUCCGCCGUGGCAAGCCGAAGAGUGUUUGACGGCGUUUCUCACGCAGAAACUGCCGUAUCUCCCAUUCAUCCACUUCCCGUCGGGGACCACGGCACGGCGUCUGCAGCGCGAGCGGCCGUUCACGUGGCUAUGCGUGAUGGCGGUUGCUGCGAAGAGCGCGAAGCAGCGCAGUGCGCUCUGCGACAGGGUCAAAGAGAUUGUCGCGCGGAAAGCGGUCCUCGACUACGGGGGUCGCGAUCUCGAUCUCCUCCUGGGCAUACUGAUCUUCAUCGCUUGGUACCAAGUCUUCCGCAAGCUCAACCUGAUCAUGUUCAGCCAGCUGGCCAUUGCGGUGGUGUGUGAUCUCUCGCUGGACAAGCCCUCCUCGCUGGAGAACUCUCUCCUGCUGUGUCUGCAUUCUUCAGUGGACGACGACCCUCCCCCGCUGCCCGUCCGGUCCAAAGAGGAGCGUCGAGCCGUGCUAGGUUGCUAUCUUCUUACCUCGAGCAUCGCCCUCUUCUUCAAGAAAGCCUCAUCCCUCCGCUGGACCCCCUACCUCGAAGAAUGCCUCGAAACCCUAACCCAGCACCCCGACACCCCCAACGACGAAGUCCUGAUCCACCAAGUCCGCUACCAACACGUC